AUGAAGAAGUACGGACUCCAGCUUCGAUUUCCGCCGGCACAGAAGACCUCGAAGCCAACUCCUCCUCGCCCUCACCCACAUGCCUUCGCUUUCGACGGCGGGGACAACGAGGAUGACAUCGAGAGGGAAAUCUCACGGCACGCGUCCAAGAACAAGUCUCUCCGGAAGAUCGAAGAGCAGCACAAACAGGCAAUGGAAGAGGAUCCCUCGGUGUUCGACUACGACAGGGUUUACAACGAGAUGAAGGGGAAGAUUGCGCGCCCCAAGGUUCAGGAUCGAACGGAGAGAAAGAAGACCUCGAAGCUAGCUCCUCCUCGCCCUCAUCCUGCCUUCGCUUUCGGCGACGGCGACGAUGAGGAUGACAUCGAGAGGGAAAUCUCACGGCAGGCGUCCAAGAACAAGUCUCCCCAUAAGAUAGAGGAGCAGCACAAAAAGGCAAUGCAAGAGGAUCCCUCGGUCUUCGAAUACGACUGGGUUUAUGAUGAGAUGAAGGGGAAGAUUACGUGCCCCAUGGUUCAGGAUCGAACGGAGAGAAUGUUCGAGGAGCAGCACAAAAAGGCAAUGGAAGAUGAUCCCUCGGUCUUUGACUACGACGGGGUUUACGACGAGAUGAAGGGGAAGAUUGUGCGACCCAAGGUUCAGGAUUGA
Musa acuminata AAA Group (dessert banana) is the source of this 648-nucleotide messenger RNA. RefSeq lists its product as uncharacterized. The record is from RefSeq and is a predicted model, not a curated record. Gene Ontology annotation, biological process: regulation of alternative mRNA splicing, via spliceosome. The transcript is spliced from 5 exons. Bases 1 to 648 code for a protein of 215 amino acids. NCBI's taxonomy places the organism in Eukaryota, Viridiplantae, Streptophyta, Magnoliopsida, Zingiberales, Musaceae.